AUGCUCCGCCGCCCACCGACAACCCUCCAAAUCACAGCCGAAGACAUCGCGGCCUACGAGGACCGGCGCGCCAGCGAAGCGCUCCUCGCGGCUCAACACGCUCGCGCGGCUGAAGUCGCUGCAAGGGCUGCUUCUGCUUCUACUUCUGCUGAGGCCGCGGGAUCGAACGCCGGUGCUAGUGGUGCUGGAGAGGCGGCGACGCGGCAGACGACGGCGGCGAUGGGGGGGCUUGGGUUGGGCGCGCAGGCGAUGGAGGGGGUGCUGAACGAUGGGGAGGGGAGGGCGAGGAGGACGAGGGAGGAGAGGAAUGAGAGGAUUGGGGUUGGGAGGAGGGCGAGGUGA
This is a messenger RNA of Trichoderma gamsii, 342 nucleotides long. RefSeq lists its product as hypothetical. The transcript has a single exon. Lineage: Eukaryota; Fungi; Ascomycota; Sordariomycetes; Hypocreales; Hypocreaceae. The record is from RefSeq and is a predicted model, not a curated record. Gene Ontology annotation, biological process: anaphase-promoting complex-dependent catabolic process. The coding region runs from base 1 to 342 and encodes 113 amino acids. Gene Ontology annotation, cellular component: anaphase-promoting complex.